Molecule: messenger RNA, 9654 nt
Organism: Pocillopora meandrina
Lineage: Eukaryota; Metazoa; Cnidaria; Anthozoa; Scleractinia; Pocilloporidae
Source: the annotation of a GenBank genome assembly
AUGGCAAAGGCAGACGUAGAAAUGAAAGAAGAACCUAAACAGAACGAUUCAGCAGAAUCAGAAGAACCGAAAGCGGAGGUCUCGAAGGAAGAAAAAGAGAGACUCGUUUUGGAAGGUAAGUUUUAACGCUGUGUCCAGAUGUCCGGCAGCCGGACAGGUUUUUGAAGUUACUCCGUGUUCAGCAGCCGGACAGGUUUUUGAAAUGACGCCGUGCCCGCUGGUCGAAUUUAUAACAGUACAGAAGUAAUUUUAAAAUACCGAAAAGGACCCUCUCGUAUGGGCAUUUCUGCGGCCAUUUCAAAUCAGUGGAAAACGUACGACAGCCUGUUGAAUAACCGUUAUUCUUUAAUGUUAGGGUAGGACUUGAGGAUUUUAUAAGGGUUAGUUAAGGAUUAUAAACUUUUAAGAUAAUUUUGCAGAUGAGAAAUUAAAUUUUCGUAGUUGUAAAAGAGAGAGAGUCGACGUGUAGUCAACAGCGAUAAAAUUUACAUUUAGUCGUUUGAUUUGAUGUGCAAUUGUCUUCAUGUAUUUCUUUUUAUAGAUCUCAAAGAUCAGGUUAAGUACAUAGAAAAGUCAGUGUCAUCCAAGGAACCACGGUUUCUAACCCGUGUUCUAAGAGCCAUUCCAGCAACAAGGAAGAAGCUUACUCACCCAAUUCUCAGAAAGCUUAUUUGUGGCUUUUUUCCCAAUUGUAAGUAAAGAAGAACAGCUGCAGCCUACUUGAGGCUUUCUUUUACCGAUUGUGAUUAGAGAAAAACAGUUGAUUUAUAUCACAAACUAAAAUUUAGGACCUGUACCUAAAUACAGAGAUCCAGACAGAGCUUAUUUAGUAACAUUGAUUUAUUUUUCUUGGAAUUCUCUAAAGAUUAUCUUUUUUACAGCAUCAGUUGCAAGAGAUGGCUUGUUGGCUUUUCUUGAUGAGGUUAGUUGUUUUUUCCCAAAAGUUUUUAUGAUGCAUUUAUAAAUGACUGUGAAUCUUGGUUUUAGAUUUUGAAAUUAAUGUAUGAGACUCAUAAGGCAAGUUAUUAAAACAAAGUUUAGCCACUGUUCAAUAAAACCAUAUUCUUGAAUUUAGCUGAAUCAUUAAGGAACAUUAAUUUUUGUGAACAGUAUCAAAGGGUGCAGAGAGCUAGCAGUGGAGGGACAUUCAUUUAAUGAAAGCAACUAUCUUAUAGAGAAUACGUUAGCUCCACUCCUUGCAUAAAUCAAUGAUUAAGGUUUGACCUCAUGUGUGUAACUGGCCCAGAGGGUCUUUAUUGUUUUUGUUGACUGUAACAACUUGAUAACAGUGGCAGUAUUAUUAACAGGUGCCAGCUAAAUCUAAGAAUGCUAUCAUCUUUGAAGUUAGAUUUCAGAUUUCUUUAUUAGCUUAUGUUGAUUAUCAAACCUUUAUUUGUAUAAUUUCAAGUUUAUGAAACAUCCCUUUACUAACUGAGUUUGUGGUCUGUAUUGUAAAUUACAGACCAAGUUUUUCUGCUCUGAUCUUUGUUCUUGUUAUUUGAGAUGCAGGGUCAAAAAAGCUUCACAAAUUCUUUCAGAGUUGUUUGUUUCAAAUUUGUUUGUUUGUUUGUUUGUUUGUUUGUUUGCGAACCAUUUUUCUUUCCUUGAUGGGCUGAGGAGAUCACUGAUCUGUGUGGGAAUGUGAAAAUGACCAUAGACAUCAGUACAGGGCACAAAAUUUAAAAAAAGACCUUCUGCUUCCAAUUUUUGGGUUUGUGGCCCAGAAGUCUGUAAUAAGUUGUUGUACCAUAAUUCCAUUCCAUCCUGAUCAAGUUAGACCUUAUGGAGCUCUAAUAAAAACUGUGUAAUGCAAAGAAUAAUCAAUUAUGAAAAUAAUGGAAAUUUAAGACCUAAAAGUGACAGAAUUAGCUUUGGAGUAAUGACAAAUGCGACUCUUAAAAGCAACAAGGACUAUACAAGACUCUACAGCAUAACAGAUCAAGGCUUUGGAAAAUGGGAUGGAAUGGAAACUGUUACAACUUACUACAGUCUUAUACACAAGCCCACAAAUAUUUGAAACAAUAGAUUUUUGUUAAUAUUUUGUACGUUUGGGAAUGCCUAUGCUCAUUUUCACAUUCCCACACAGAUCAAUGAUCUCCUUGGCCCAUCAGGGAGAGAGAAUAGGUUUGGCAACAUACAGUUUUCAAAGAAUUUGCAAGGCUUUUUUGGCUCUGCAUCUUGCACAACAACAGCAAAGAUUGAGACUGUGUGAAACAUGCCCCAUGGGGGAUCUGGUGAAGGUUGUUAAAUCCCAGCAUUCAUUUAGGCACAGUAUUAGCAAAGUUGAACACUUAAACAAGCUUUGGAAUUUGGUGUACUAUAAAAUGAAAUAUGUCCCACUAAAUUGAGCAAUCAUGGCAAACAUACUAACUGAGAGAUAUAUCACAAUAAUUUCUAUGUGUUAGAGUACCAGCAGUGGUACUACAGAAUCAUUUUAGUGUGUUAAGUUAUAGAUCUUGCUUUUGUGUUUUUAGCCAAUGGAAUCAGAACCUGGAGUACCAUUCAGACCACGUAGUGCUCGGUUGAUAGCCGCUGCAGCAUUACCUGAAGUUGAAUUUUAUUUUCACCUGUUGGUUUUGAUUCAUCUUAUUGAUACAGAGUGUUACAAGGAGGUAAGACUCCUCAAGUAAUUACAAAUCUUGAUUCAAUUUAAAUUAAUUUAAACAUUUUCCUAUGCUAAGAGAGUACCGUUAAAAAGUAUUUUCACAGUCUUUUGAGACUCAAUUGAUGUUUCUCCAGAACUAUGAGGAUCAAGGCUGUGAAACAAAGGACCUUUUUCCUGUUUAAUUUUUCACAGUGCUAAAAGCUCCCUAGGUUUAUGUCAAUUUAAUGGGCUAAGAAAUGUACUUUUAUAUUACUUCACACCUGAUAGAAGUUUCUCUCUUCAAAUGUAAUAUUUAUUGGCUGCAGAUAAGUAUUAAAAAUUGUAUGUUACUUUGGUACUUCUCACAAAUAUUACUAGUUUUAACCUUAGUCUUUUUAUUAUUAUUCUCAUAUUUAGAUAUGCUGAGUUUUAUUGUUGUCAUAAUGAUGGCUUGAUGUUCUGGGAGCUUUUUUCAAGGGCUUUCCUUGUCAGCUGACUUUGCAUCAUGAUUAAUACUUAUGAGAGGGUCAGAAAACACACAUAACCACCCCUCAGAAGGUUACAGAAAUUCUGAAUAGGGGGAAAAGGGAUGCCUAAAAAUGAAUGCGUUAUCUGUGAGAUGAUUAAGGAUAAUUUGAGUUAUUUCACUCAAACAUGUGACAACAAUUGAAGGACCAGGUGGAAGAUUGAGUUAAAUAUCAAGGCUUUUUUCUGUAAAUAUAAAGCAUUGUGAAGGAUGUCACAGUAGAAAAACCUUCCAUAGGAGAGAGCUAGAUAUCUUGUUAACCACUCAAAAAAUUUUUUUUGCAUGACUGUUUCAGGCUGUUAAAUGUUCAGAACUGCUGAUGCAGCGAUCUUUAGGACACAACAGAAGGACAUUGGACCCCCUUCUUGCCAAGUGUUAUUUCUAUCAUUCUCGUGCUUAUGAACUGGUUGACAGACUACAAGAAAUCAGAAGGUACAUAUGCAGAAGUUGCAGCUUAAAAAAUGUGCAGGGUUUAAUUUUUACAAAUUUUUCUGUAGUCAUGCUGCAAAAAUAAGUCCCACCAAAAAAAAAUUCCAUAAAUUGAAAUGCCACAAAAAAUUAAUGGUGAUCAGUCAAAUGAAAACUUUGCUUGUGAAUCAAGUGUUAAUUGGUGUUCUUUGUAUUUGGACUCAGGCCUCCAGGGAAGCACAUUUACUCAGAGCAUAUGCACUGCCUGUACGCAUAUUUACAGCUUUACCUUUUGAACAGAAGAAUCUUACAAAUACAGUAAAAUUCAAAUUUAUGUACAAAUUUACUUUGGGUAACAACAUAUGUGUUGGUCCAGAGUUAACCUGUUCUUUUUUUUCUUUUUUUCCUGUCCCAGCUUUCUACUAGCAAGAUUGAGGACAGCUACUUUAAGGCAUGAUGAUGAAGGACAAGUGAGUACUCUUCAUUAUAUAAACAACAGAUGUGGAACUGUCUCAGCAGUGUGCACUAUUUCAGAGAGCCUUUACCACAAAAAUGCUGAUAGUAGGUUUACUGUGGGUUUUAAACUUGUUAACUCCAAGAAGUGAUGGAUAUUUAACUUCUCCCUAUAAUAUCCAAGCAUUAUCCAGCAAACAGGUAAUGAGAAUACCCAAACUCAUUAGUCAUAAGAUAGAGGGGAGAAUUAACAAUCAGAUCUUUGCAUUGGGUCAGCUGGGAGGUAAUCAGAAAGUUUGUUUACUAUACAGAAAAAUGUUGACCUUUUUCUGGAGCUUAUAAUUCAUUAUCUUUCCAGGCCAUUCUUUUGAAUCUCCUCUUAAGAAACUAUCUUCAGCUGAACUUGUAUGAUCAGGUAAGAAGUAGAGCAACCUGAUAAAAAACUCCAUUAAACAUUCAUGAUACUAGAAAGAACACUGCAGCAUUGCAAUCCAAUUGGUUUUUUGUCUGCUAAAUUUGUCAGCUUUUGUCCUCCUUUGUCAGAGCUUCAUCAAAUUGUGCUAAGUAACCACAACAAGUUUAUUAAAUGGUCCUCCAAGCUAGUGGGGAAGAUACCAAUUGAAGCAGAUACAAUAAACAUCUCUCUCUUCAGAUUAACAUGAGGAUCCCCUUUACUUUUUGUAUGAAGCAUGAUCAGGCUUUUUUUUUUUUUCUUUGUGUGAAUCAUCUCUGUGGUUAGGUCUUGACCAGGGUUUUGACAAGAGAUGGACUCCAGAUGGAUCAACAAAAGUCAAAAACAGACCAGUAAUGAUUCUUGAAAAAAUGAGAUAAGACAUCAUGUCAUCUUUUGUAGCAUAAGACUGGUCAAGACUAGAAAAAGUGAAUUAUUAAUUCAAUGUUAUUGUCUUUAAUUUUGUGUGAAGAGAAACAAGUUUUUGGUAUUUUUUCGUGACGCAUGAAAAGGUCCAAUAUUUUUUCAAUGCAACAGAGUUUUUCAAAGGGGUAUAGGGGACCCUCUAACAUUCCAUUCCCAUCCACAUGUAAAAGAGUCAACUUUUCAAUUGUUUAGGCUGAGAAGUUAGUGUCCAAGUCAUCAUUUCCAGAGACAGCCAGCACAAAUGAAUGGGCAAGAUUUCUGUACUACACUGGUUGGUGAAGUGUACACAUGUGCAAAUUUAUUAAUUUUGUAAAUACAUUUUUCCUUGUAAGCUAGUGUGAAAGGUAACAAUGAUGAUUAGAUAACUUUAACAGGGCAUGAAAUUAAAUUUUUUUUUCUGAUAGCCACUUGGCUCCUAAAUUCUUCAAAGUGUUAGCCAAUUAAAAAAAAGUUGGUCACCAUUUUCAAAGACAAACAAAAGCUUUUUUUUACACUGUCAGCGUUCUAGAUAGACCCUCCAAAAUUAAGCUAGGGAAAACAUCUUUCACGUUCUACAAAGUGGACACUAGGAUGGAUGAUAUACAAUGAUCAAGCUAACCCAAUGGCUUCUAGUUAUCGAUCGAGAUGCAGGUGUUGCGUUUUGGAAACAAACUUGACAAGGAAGUUUGCCGCGGAUUUAUCUUUACAAAUCUUUUAACACACUAUAUCUCUUGGUUAGGUUAUGAUGAAACAUUCCAGGAUUUGGUCGCAAAAGUGAAAAAUUUAGUCGCAUUAGUGCCUGUAUUAGGCACAAUUUCACACCCUGUUUUAUGUUGGUUCUCUGACACUUUCCUUUUUCCUUGAACCCUAGGCAUUAUCAAAGCUAUUCAACUUGACUACUCAGAGGCUCACAAAAAUCUUCUGCAGGCCAUAAGGAAAGCUCCACAGCAAGCUGCUAUUGGAUUCAAGCAAACUGUGAGUAGAUUGAACCAAUGGCAAACAAAUUUUUUUUUAUUUUUUAAUAUGGUUAUUAUCAUUGCAAUAGAGUUACUUAUAGAAACUUAUUUUAUGGUAUGAAAAUGAAGGCAGAUGCUAUAUUGGGACCUGCAGUUACUGAGUGACAAAACAAUAGAGACACUGAGGACAGCACACUGAUGUCUUCAGUUGCCAAGUGUUGUAAUCCUAUAUCUGUUAAAGUCCUUGGUUGCCAACUUUGUGUCAAUUUUGUGUUUUGAGCAAAAAAAUACCAAUGUUACUUUUUUAAAAUAAAUAUUGAACUUUAAAUUAUUUUUCCAAAAUCUAAUUGUUGUGUGAGACCUGCCUCAUUUCCUGUCUGUGCAAGAGGUCUUAGUUUGCUGGUACCUGGUAGUCCUCAUGUAACAAUGAAUUUUUUCAUGUAGGCACACAAAUUUGCUAUUGUUGUUCAACUGCUUCUUGGUGAAAUACCUGAUAGAGCCACUUUUAGAGAACCAUUUCUGAGAAAAACUCUUGUUCCUUACUUUCAACUUACACAAGGUGAGUAUGCCCUGUCGAUAUGAUAUAAUAUGAUGUGAUAUGGUAUUGAUAAUAAAGCACUGAGCAUGUAUGUGAAGUAGUGAUUUUAAGUCUUGGGAUCAUUGAGGGCAGGUAUUGAAGCUUUUGUUGUACUCAAGCAUAAUAGUCAAGAUAUAGUUGUGUUCACAACUAGUACCUUUGGUGUGAUAACAGAAGUUCUCUUUCCGUUCUUUCAUCCUUUACUUCUCUCUUUACUUCACUCUUUCCCUCUAUGUCAGAGGGUCACACGCCACAAGGUUUGGAUUGAUAUUUAGAAUUCGAGCCCUUAAAAUGCUUCUUUGGUUUUCUUUUUGGGGUCAGAGUUGGUUCCUUAGGUGCUCUGUAAACAUUCUUGAGAGCAAACUUGCCUGAAUUUAUCAUACCUCAUGAGGCUCUAGAAACUUAAGCAAGUUUAUAUAAGUUUCUCUUUGUAGAAUUAAACAAUUAUCUGCCUCAGGCUCUGUGAAUAUUGUUAAAUAAUCCCCAAGAGUAGGGAAUUAUUCAUCAAUAUUCACAGAACCUGAGGCAAGUAAUUCUAGUAUAAUUGCUCUGGUACUUUAAUUUCUGUUGGAAAUCCAUUUUGUUGUUGAAACCAUUCUGUCAUAAUUAUUUUGAUUCCACAUAUCAAGAUGAGCAGCUGGUUUUAACUAAAAUUUAACAGGUUUAUUUAAUUCAGCAGGCAAAAACUUUAUAUCUUUCUUUUGAAAAGGGUAACAUCAAACUGAAUAGCACCUUUUGUGCUCUUCAGAAUUUUGUUUUUUCCCUAUUGUGUUAAUAACUUCCAGCACAGUCAUUUUGUAAUUUAGCACCCUUGCUAUAAUCACCCCAGGAGAGGUGAUUAUAACAAGAUAUGAUACAAUCCUUGGCCAAUCAGAGUGCACACAUUUCUAUAAUCACUGUAGCAAUAAUACUAAAACAUCUUAGACAAGCCAGGAUCCUGACUGCAUUAUGUUAAAUUAGUUGUCUCCCCUUGUCAGAGUGUAUGAAGUGACUAGCUCAUGAGGUACACUUUGGGUGGGGAGAAAAAAUGAUUAUUGCUUUCCAUGAUGAGCAGGCAGGAGAUUGUUUCUGUGAUUGCCUUUUUGAUGGAUAACAAUACAUUUAUCUCAGUUAAUUCAAUAAAUGAAAGGUGUUAGGAGCAACAAGUGUAAGAUUGUCUCUCUAAUUUAUAAGCAAAUGCUGUAGUUUGCCCAAGACUUGCAAGGGUAAUUGAGAAGUUUAUCAAUAGUAACUCUGGGCUUCAUUCCAGGGUGCUGCUACAACUGCAGCAUAAAUGUAGCAUGUUAUGGUAGCUGAAAGUGUUGUCAUAUCUUUCAUCCUGAGUGUAAAAUUUCUCUCACCAAACUAUAAGAAAACAUUAACCCAAGUACCUCCUGCUGCUCUCCAACUCCUUAGUAUGAUUAUUAUUUUUAUUUUGUUAACAGCUGUACUGAAUGGAGAUUUGAAGCUCUUUAAUCAAGUUGUGGACAAGUUUAAAGAAAAGUUUCUGUCAGAGAAAACUUACACCCUAAUCAUAAGGUCUGUUUUUUGUUACAUUGUAUCUCAGGUUUUUAUCUGUGGUAACUACAAGCAUUUGUUGCUAUGGAAACUAUCAAUCACAACUUAAUUUUUUUCAUGAAUGGUUUUAUCAAUAGGUUGCGGCACAAUGUGAUCAAGGCAGGGGUGCGAAUGAUAAACCUAUCAUAUUCACGCAUUUCCCUGACUGACAUUGCACAGAAACUGCAGUUGGAUAGCCCUGAAGAUGCUGAAUUUAUUGUUGCCAAGGUAAUUGUAAUUUGUUUGAUUUUCUUCUUAAAAGUGUUUGUAACACUUUGUCAUAAAGCUGUUCUUGUUCUGUUCAUGUUAGUGACCUUCUGUAUCCUUGUUUACUUUGAAAUAAGUACUCACAUAAAUUGGCAGCCAGAAACAGCUACCGGUAUGUUGGCUUUGUUAGGACAUGUCAGCAUGUUAGAGCUAAUGUGACUGCUCAGAGUUCCCACAAAGAAAGGUGUAAAGAUAUCAGCAUGACAUCAACAUAUAUGUAACCAUGGGAAAAAAAGGAUGAAAUUGCUUUAGUACUUAUCUUUGGAAUUGCUGACUCUUAGUUAAAGCUGUCAUCAUUUAAAAAUAAGGCACAAGAAGUUAAAAAAUGAAUACACAAUGUUCUCUUGGCAGGCAAUUCGUGAUGGCGUAAUUGAUGCCACAAUAGAUCACGAGAAAGGCCAUGUUCAGUCUAAGGUAAGGUGUAUUCAUUUGCUGAGAAUAAAAUGAGUAACUUUUAACUCCUCACCAUUGUAUCUUUGUAUCUUUCAACGUUCUUAUUUCGUGAUAUACAAGUUACUUCCAAGAAGAGCUACAACAAGUGGGGUUCAUUUUUAAUCAACGUACUGUAACUAUGGUAUUAGGGUAUUUCAUGAUAUAUGUAAAUUGUCUUUACAGGAAAAUGUGGACAUCUACUCUACUAAUGAACCACAAGGAGCUUUUCAUCAGAGAGUUAGUUUCUGUUUGGAUCUUUACAAUCAGUCUGUCAAGGUAAGCAGUCAAUGUAUACUUAACCAAUAAUAUAAUCAGCCCGUUGGUGAUACGAGAGCUUUUUGAUAGGAUUUGGACAUUCCCACGUGCCUGUUAAUGAUUGUAUUCCUUACAUGAGGAUUGAUAUUGAACGUGUAACUUCAAUCACGUUCUCUGUUUCUAGCCAAGGCCCACAAUUUUGACAUAUAGCGACAUAAAAAAAAUCAUUGCAUUUUUGAGCCCACCUCAAUCAAUUUUCUGAAACAUUCAAGAUCGUCCCCGUGCUCACCAUAAUAAAACCCUGGAGAUUUUUAGCUUAUUGCUCUGUAAAUUUGUAAGAAUGCUUCUACAGAACAGUAAUCACCUCCACAUUUUACUGGUAUAAAUUAAUAUUGCCUCUGAUAGUUAACAUUGUUGUAUUUGUUACUUUGUCAAGAGAUAUUUCUUUACUUCUACCAUCAAUGUAGGCCAUGCGAUUUCCACCAAAGUCUUAUAGCAAGAAUUUGGAAUCACUCGAGGUAUUGCUUGCAUUUUUUAAUUUCUUCUUGUAAGAAUGAUAGUUAAUAUCUGAGUAAAUAACGGAAAGACUGUCAUGGAAAGGGAGAUACUUGUUCUCUGAGAACUUAAAAUACAUUGUUUUCAACUUAGCGUCUCUAUUCCUUCGUUAGGAGCAACGGGAAAGAGAAAAGCAAGAUCUUGAACUUGCCAAGGAAAUGGCUGAAGAUGAUGACGAUUUUCCCUGAUUUUCCCGAUGAGCUAUUGUCUGUAACCCAUGUGGUGGUACUUUGAAGCCAAUAAAUGCAU